Molecule: messenger RNA, 3662 nt
Organism: Vidua chalybeata
Lineage: Eukaryota; Metazoa; Chordata; Aves; Passeriformes; Viduidae
Product: dipeptidase 2-like
Exons: 11
Coding region: 386-1651 (421 amino acids)
Biological process (GO): proteolysis
Molecular function (GO): metallodipeptidase activity
Source: RefSeq, a predicted model, not a curated record
CUGAGCUGAAAGCUCGUGCACAGAGCUUGCAUCUCAGAAAGUGGCAAUUUCCAAAUGCCUGCUGUGUGUGCAGCCUGUGACAUGAGCUAAAGAAACACAGAAGGUUUCUUGGUUGCUGCUGUGAUGCCAAGCAGGUCCAGUGCCAAGCUUUAGCUGCUGUAUCCAGCACAGUGGAAUGUGGAUUUCGACUCGGCUCUAUUAUCUGAAGAAGGUAACUGCUCCAAGGAGCCUCUAGAAUUCACAAGUGGCCUUAUCAGAAGGAGGGGCAUUCAAAUUGCCUGCACUGCUAAGCCUACAGUCUCUGCAGACUGGAAAUUUUGCUGUUUCAUUGUCAUCAGUGUACAAUUGUGGUAUCCCUGUGCUCUAGCACUUUUUCCACUGGAAAAUGGAAAUGAAGAGAAAUACUGCAAAGUUGUUGUGGCUGCUGAUGUUCUUUUCUGAUAUUGUGCCAUUCAGCUGUGGGAAAUCAAUGAGAGAAAGAGCUAUUGAGCUGAUGCAAGAUGCACGUUUGAUCGAUGGCCACAAUGACUUUGCACUGCAGCUGAGAAUACUUUACCAAAAUAGACUCAGUAGAGUCAACCUGAGGGAACUCAACACGACCCACACAAACCUUGUGAAACUUCAGGCUGGUUAUGUGGGAGCUCAGUUUUGGUCAGUGUAUGUUCUUUGCAGCGCUCAGAACAAGGAUGCUGUGCGCCUGACCUUAGAGCAAAUCGAUGUUGUCAGGAGGAUGUGUAACAGCUAUGAAGAGCUGGAACUUGUGACAACUUCCCAAGGUAUCUCUGACAGCAGAAGGAUUGCAUGUUUGAUUGGAAUAGAGGGUGGCCACUCCAUUGACAGCAGCUUGGCAACACUGAGGAUGUACUAUGACUUGGGUGUUCGUUACAUGACUCUAACACACUCCUGCAACACUCCUUGGUCUGAAUCAUCAUCUAAAGGAAUACACAACUUUUAUCCUAGUGUUAUUGGUCUGACUGCAUUUGGCCAAGAAGUGGUAAAGGAGAUGAAUCGCCUGGGUAUGCUGAUAGAUUUAUCUCAUACCUCAUACUCCACUGUAAAGGCUGCACUCAAUAUCUCAAAAGCACCAGUAAUUUUCAGCCACUCGGCAGCAUUUUCUGUUUGUAAUCACUCAAGAAAUGUUCCUGAUGAUAUCCUCCAGCAACUGAAAAAGAACAAGGGAAUUAUCAUGGUCUCUUUCAAUGCAGAUGUACUGGCCUGUGGCAGAGAAGUUGUUAAUAUUUCUACCCUUGCAGAUCAUUUUGACCAUAUAAAGGAAAUUGCAGGCUCAGAAUCUAUAGGAAUUGGUGGUGACUAUGAUGGAGUGGAACGCUUUCCCAAGGGAUUGGAAGAUGUCUCUAAAUACCCUUCUUUGAUAGAGGAACUUCUUAGAAGAGGAUGGAAUGAAACUGAACUGAAAGGAGUCUUAAGGGAGAACUUUCUCCGUGUCUUCAAGGAAGUAGAAAAUGUGCGGAACACUUUUGGAGUAAUGGACGUAGGUGAAAGUGAAAUUCUGCAAGAAGUACAAAAUUCCUGUCGCCUAGAACUACGUAAGCCUCAGCCACUGCGAUCCACAUCCUUUGGAAUUCCUUCUGUGGCACCACCUUUUAGUCUGACACUUGUAUCAUGUUUAAUGCUGUAUUAUGUAUCAUAAGAUCUAUGGAGUCUCAGAGAGAGAUUUAUGGAAUACUCUGCAAUGCAACUACUUAUCUUUCUGUGAUUUGUUAAUUGAAAACUAUAAUACAUUUUAAACAUAAUUACUAUAAAUUCAUCUGCAUGCUUGAAAAAUCAUGUAAAUUAUAUAUGAUGUAGCAAAAGUGUUUAGAAUUUGAAGUGAUAAAUUCUGUAUGACCUUGGCUGGACCAGGACCAACAUUGUUAAUGGAAAAUAUUCACAUUUAAAGAAUAAAUUCUGCAAUACUUGAUGCAUGGUUUUGGUACCCACAUUGUGGAAUAAAUACUGGAGUCCAGAACCAGCAGUUCCACACAGGAGCUAGAGAUUACAAAUAAGACACCUGUGCCAAGUAGUUUUCAAAUAUUACUUCUUGUUAAAUCAUACAACUUCCAUCAAUAGUUGAAGGCUUACUCAGAGAAGACCAUCCCCUGCCAUAUGGAGAAGAGUGCUUUUUUGGUUUGCUUGGGGUUUUGCUUUGUUUUUUAAGAUGACAAGAUGAGUGACAAGCCUGUUCCAGUUUGAACUGCAUGCCUACAGCUAGCUUUAGAGACCAUCCUGCAGCACUAAACUCUUGUUUUUGAACCCUGACCAGGACAGUGGGCAACUGGACAAUUACUGAAGGGUGGAGGUAGAUCUCUUACAUUUAGGUGCAGGCAGCAUUGUAGGUCCUUUUCUAUAAUUUGAGGACAGUUGUUUGCAGCAUUUUCAUGAUGAUGGGAACAAGAACAACAAGAGGGUUGUGGAAAUCUUUUUGACAUUUAAACAAUUAUCCUUAUCAAUAACAUGUUUUAUUAUUUCAUUUUUAUUCUAGCUGGCUAAAAUCAGACCAUGGCCAGUGGAUUCACAGACAUGAGAUUAGACAGAGAUAUUUUUAUUAUAAAUCUGUUGUUUUGGCCUUUGGAAUAUGUUUUGAAAUACACGAGGUAUGCGGGGUUAGAAGCUCCUGUUGCAGAGAAGAGCAUAUAUUGACAUAGGCCUGCUCUUUGUAGGCUCAAACCAGACAUUUUAGUCAAAUAUACUGAGAUUUAUUAUGAAAUUAUAAGAUGGCAGCACCACAUCUUUGUAUGGUCAGUUCCCAGUGCUUGCUAGUAAAUGCUUUCCCAUGAUACUUGCUGUUAAUGGUGAUUUAUGAUACCAAUUUUUAUUUACUGAUAUGACAUCUACAGAAUUUAGCCUUAGUGUAGAAUAAAAGUCCUGUAAGUGAUCUCAGGAAAGCAUUUGUAAACACACAAAGUAUUUAACAAUUGAAAGAGAAGGCUGGGCAUGAACAGGAUGAAAAAACAGCACAUGAGCUUUUUUCUAGAGGAAUUUGAGACUGUUCCUAUCAUCCAUUUCUGCACUCUGUGUACAAGUAGGGUUUCUGGAAGGACCCUGUUCUUUUAUAGCUUCAAAGUUAAGCUUCAUUAAUUCUUUUGAUAAGAUGGUCUCCUUGAUAAAUAUAUUCUAAUUAUACUCCUGUACGUUACCAAAUUCUUUACCAAUCAUGUUGAACAAUCUAAUUGCACACAAGCCAAAUUUAAAAGAAUAGUUUCUCAAUAAAUACUGAUCCUCGAUAUGCAUGUAGAAAGGUGAAUUACUGAUUCAGAAGUCUGGCUCCUUGAUAUUGUUUGACUGUAAUGAGAACAUGUUUUACUGGUAAAAUGAUUAAUUCAAUAGGGCAAACAUUUAAUUCCCAUCAGUACUUCUUAUAAUAGGUUCACAAGCCAUUGGAAAACUGCCAUCCAUGGUCUCUUUUCUCAGAACUAGUGCUCUGAUAUUUGCUUCAUUACACAAAAUGUAAGAUGCUUCUUUAUUCCUUCCAGCUGCUUUCCUUAUACUGCGUUGUCACUAAAAAUAUAUAUUCCUUUUCUUAAAGAUACAUAAAACACUUUUCUAUGACUUCUUAUCUAUAAUGUAUUGCACUUGUUUGUUGACUGUUUGUGCAACGAGUAAUUUGUAACGUUGCGGCAAAACAGAGGCAUGAAAUUUCAAUAAAAUAUUGUUUAAAACUG